AUAGCGUAAAUUUAGAAUAACCAAAACGCGUAAUAUAAAAUUUUAUGUGAAUCAAAAUUGAUUUAAUGCGUUAUCAAUCUAACCUUUAUCCCAUAUUUAGACCCAAAAGAAUCAACCAUAAUGACGACAAACUAUCAAGGUGAAGACUCAGAUAGUGGAUCAGGAGAAAGUUCAGAUGGCUAUGAAAGUCAACGUCCAAGAAAAGCUCCUAAAUUAGAUAAACAACAAUAUAUUCAAGAUUAUGAAAAAUUUAUGCUGGAACUUGCCAAUAGUCGAGCUAAGGCUAAAAAGGGUGAAGCAUCUGAAUUAACCAUUCUGCAUCUUAAGGAAUUGGAGAAUCUUUUCCAGAAUAUUCAACUGAAGAAUGUAAGAGAUACAAAGAUUCAAUUAAAGGAUUCCGAAGCAUUCAAAGAGACAGCUGAUUUUGCUGCUUUUAAUGCCAGGAAUUUAAAAUUUGAAGAAGUUGGUGUAUCCGUAGCAGAAAAUGAAUUUUCAUCACUUAUAAGGAAGUUUGCUGCUAAGAAGACUACUGGGUUUAAAAGUGAGUUUAGUGAAGAAUAUGUAAGGAAUGAUUCUGAAUCAGAAGAAGAAGUUGAGGAUGAAGAUGAUGAUUAUGAUAUGAUUACUGGGGAAGAGAAGUUUAAUUCAUUUAAUUGGUUGAAGUUAGGAGCUUUAUAUUAUCAAAUAAGUAGAAGAUCGAUAAAGAAUGAUUUCUUAAAUGGACCAUUGGCUACUGAAAGACGACGAGCAGCACCAAGAACUAGAAAUGUUGAUGAUACAAAAUCAGGUAUAUCCACCACAGCAAAGACUGUUCUUGCAAGUGAUAUUGCAAAUAAUGAAGAAAAGAAUACUGCUUAUAUGAUACGAACGAUUUAUGAAACUAUUAUGUCAAAAGAUGUUGAUGACGGAUUGAACUUCUUUAAACUAUUUAUAAAUCCCCAUUCAUUUUCCCAAUCAGUGGAGAAUUUAUUUUUCACUAGUUUUCUAAUAAAAGAUGCUAGAUUGAAAUUAUAUACUGAUGAACAUGGGAUUCCCAUGGUGAAAAGAGUAUUACCUGGUGAAAGAGAAUAUAAUGCAGCCGGUCCUAAAGAGCAAAAUUCAAGACAUAAUAUAGCUACUUUAAAUUACAACACAUGGCAAAAUUUGAUAGAGAGAUUUAAUAUAACUGAAGCAUUCUUGGGGAAUAGGGAUGAAGAAGAAGAUUUCCUUCCUGAAGACCAUAUAGAUUAAUAAAUUACAUAGAAAAAUAUAUGACAAAUUUU
This is a messenger RNA of Scheffersomyces coipomensis, 1262 nucleotides long. Its product is annotated as Smc5-Smc6 complex subunit. Gene Ontology annotation, cellular component: Smc5-Smc6 complex; nucleus. Gene Ontology annotation, biological process: DNA repair. The coding region runs from base 121 to 1230 and encodes 369 amino acids. The transcript has a single exon. Lineage: Eukaryota; Fungi; Ascomycota; Pichiomycetes; Serinales; Debaryomycetaceae. The record is from RefSeq and is a predicted model, not a curated record.